AUGGAGGACCAACUAAAGAUGCAAAAUGAUGAGCAGGAAGGACAACAGCGAUCAGCCAAGCGAUCAAGAGAUGAUAGCUCUACUCAAGGUCCUGCAUCACAUGGCGAUGACACACUUCAACCAGACUCCAAGAAGAUCAAAAGGGAUAAAGUAGAGGAAACUGGAGAUGAUUAUAACUUCGCUAAGCCAUUAACUAUACCCAAGAAAGCAAAUGAAAUUACAACGAGCGCUAAUAAUAACGACCAUUGGGAAAGGCGAAAUAUCGAUGAGGAAACGGAGCGAAUGCAGUUAUUGGUGGCAUCGUUUACUGAAGAACAACAUAAUCGCUACGAAAUGUAUCGGCGUGCAGCCUUCCCUAAAUCUAUAGUUAAAAGAUUAAUUCAAAAUGUUGCCGGCUCUGGAGCUUCUGUACCACAAAAUGUCGUCAUUGCUAUGUCGGGCAUAGCUAAAGUCUUCGUUGGGGAAUCUGUUGAACUUGCUUUAGAUAUUAAAGAGAAAUGGAACGAUUCCGGUCCUAUUCAACCAAAGCAUUUACGGGAAGCUAUUAGAAAAAUGAAAUCUAAAGGAUUGAUACCUCAUUCUAUUACUCGAAAAAAUCCGUUACACUGGAGUAGUCGUUGA
Molecule: messenger RNA, 621 nt
Organism: Trichoplax adhaerens
Lineage: Eukaryota; Metazoa; Placozoa; Uniplacotomia; Trichoplacea; Trichoplacidae
Exons: 3
Coding region: 1-621 (206 amino acids)
Biological process (GO): RNA polymerase II preinitiation complex assembly; transcription initiation at RNA polymerase II promoter
Cellular component (GO): nucleus; transcription factor TFIID complex
Molecular function (GO): transcription coactivator activity; protein heterodimerization activity
Source: RefSeq, a predicted model, not a curated record